Molecule: messenger RNA, 4427 nt
Organism: Mycetomoellerius zeteki
Lineage: Eukaryota; Metazoa; Arthropoda; Insecta; Hymenoptera; Formicidae
Gene: MICAL-like
Product: MICAL-like protein
Molecular function (GO): protein binding
Source: RefSeq, a predicted model, not a curated record
GUCGCCAAAUAUCAAACAUAUAUCUAUUUCUUUAAAUUCGAAAAAUCAAUACUAGUUCAGCUACAGAACAGACCCAUAGUACGCGUUACGGGUACUGUAUAUUUUGAUUUCGAUCAAAUUUUUGUCGGAAAAAACGUUUUGGAGUGUAAUUCGAAAAUACAGUUCGCGAAAGUUUUGUUUUGAAUCCGGCCGGCUUGGAGCGCACCUUGUUUACAUUGACUCGCGCGUAACUUCGCUCCGUAAUGGACGCGCGCGGCGUGUCGUGGGACGAGGUGGGGAGUGGGGAGAAGUGUGUCGAGUACUCCGAGCAAACGCACCGCCCACGUCGCGUCGCACACACCGAGCGAAUUCUUUCUGUUCAUUACGCCGCGCGCCGCAUACUUUUCGGCCGAGAGCAAUUAGGUACUUAAAUCUUGAACUCUCGCACGUUCUUCGCGACACGAUCGAUCGACGAUCAUCGUUAUGCACGUUUCUCUCAGAUUAAAAACGUGUUCUUGAUUCUCGUUACACUGUCGGUCGACACGGGCAGUCGGGCAGCGCGCAACGUGACCGGUGUGAAGUUGAACGGAUGAACCGGAUGAACGUUGCCGUCGUUCGAUCUUUCCUAACGGACUUCGAAGGUUUUAGUGACGGGCGACUCCCGUUAUUUGUCUGCAUUCAGAGACUUGAGAGAGCAUCGCGCGUGUCGUGAAGCAGUCCAAGUGGAUCGAAGUUCACGGAGUGCCGAAUUGAGUUGACGGUUGAUCGCCGUGGAGUGAUAAAUAAUUAGCGGCGAUCAAAAUAUCGUUUCCCGAUAUUCGCGAUAUGGCGUUUGAUGGCGGCCGAUCGUUAACGCGUUAAUUGGCGAACAAUCGACUGUGGAUCAAUUCUCGUGCGUCCCGAUGAGGGAAUGGAGGAGCCGACGAACGAGAAAACGGUGGUGUCGACGAAAAGGCGAAGGAGCUACCUGUGGCCGAAGCCAAAGUAUUAUUGAAAAGCCGUACUAACGAUAGAGAGACCAUAGAGGAGCUGGCCGAGUGAAAGAGAGGUGUUCGCCGUUAGAAGAAGUCUCUCGCAAAGAGGUGAAAGAGGAAAAAGGAAGCCGUAAGCACGAUGGGUGAGAGACGUGGUACGAAGGCGUUGGAGCUUUGGUGCCGUCGGAUAACCGACGGUUAUCCAGGUGUAAACGUGCAAAACAUGACCACCUCCUGGAGAGACGGGCUCGCCUUCUGCGCCAUGAUUCAUCACUUUCGGCCGGACCUCAUCGACUUCAACAGCCUGAACAAGGACGAUGUAUACAGAAACAACGAGUUGGCUUUUAGAACGGCCGAGCAACAUCUUGGAAUUCCUGCACUCCUGGACGCCGAAGACAUGGCGUCCUGCAUGGUGCCCGAUCGAUUGUCCAUUCUCACCUACCUCUCGCAAUUUUACCAAACUUUCGGAGGAUCCUCACCCAGCCGUCUGGCGACGAACAGAACGACCGAAAGUGCCGACGAUAGGAUCGCCCCUGUUCCAGAAUCUCCUAAACAAAAGGUGGGGUCGCGUCUGGGGAUGCGGAGGGAUCCGUGCGCCGCAUGCGGGUUACCGGUCUUCCUGGCGGAGAAGCUGCUGAUAGCGCGCGCUCCUUAUCAUCGUACCUGCUUCCGGUGCGCCCGUUGCUGCAACCAGCUGACGCCGGGCAAUUACUACGAGACCGAGGAAGGCCAGUACUGCUGCGAGACGUGUCCGGACGAAGAGGAGACUGACAGCGUGCGCCACAAGUACGCCGAGUCGACGAUGUCCGACACAGAAAGAGAGAAGAAUGAACCGAGACCGCUUAGCGACGAAGAGAAAACGGAGAGAAAGAGUGUACUGGAGAACGCAGCGGUACCCGAUUUGAUUUCUCAUACGUCGCAAAUGCGCAAGAGCUUCAUGACCAGUCAUCUUCUUUCCGAAAAGUUCGAGUCUACCGCGAAGGAUACAUUCGCGAGCACGAAAAGCGAUUCGGAUCAUCGUCAGGAAACAAACAGCAGGAUCGGCUCGGCCUUCCCCGACGCCGACGAGAAUGAAGAGGAGGAGGAAGAGGAGGAAGGGGAGGAGGAAGAGGAGGAAUCCCAUAGCUCUGUAACGGAUUCCCCAGAUAUGGAGGAGUCUAACAUUGAGCGAUACGAUGUACAUAGCGCGUUAAAUAGCUUAGAUAUUAGGAGCGACAAGGAUCAGCGAUCGACUGCCAUUUCAUUCCAUGACAUAGGUAAGCAGAGAAGAGAGGAUAAUACCAAAGAGUCGCCAGGAUGCGCCGGUGAACGUGCCAAUCCCGAAACAAGAUUGUCAUUGGUUCAAAAGAGACUUCAAAUGUUUGAGAGUCGGGACAAAAGGGAUCACGUCGAUGGAACGGAUCAAAGCAAGAAAAGAAAUCCAAUGGCUCAGAAUAUCACAAUGGUUCAAGGCGACUCCUGGGACCUGUCACCGGAUGUUCUUUCAGCGAAUGAGGAAGAACGACCGGAAAAGAGGCUCGAGGAAGACUCAAUAAUUAAAAAUACUGAAAAAUAUGAACAUAAAGACAGCUUCGAGAAUGUCGGCAAACAGCAAAAAGAAGACUCGAAGAUUACAAAUAAUGAGGAGAACUUUUCGAAAGACUUUGUACGAGUGAAUAACGAAGAUCGUCUUAAUAAAGAUAAACCGCACGAGAAUAGCGCAAAAGUUCAAAGUAUUGAAAGACGAAAAGACAACUUUACGAAGAUCGAGAAUGAACGAUUCGAAAACAAUAAGAUGGAUGAGGAUUACGAGAAUGCCAUGGGAAGCAGCGUGCUGACCGCGAAAGGCAUCAAUUUAAGUGAUAAUGGGAAUUAUCCAGAAGACUUGAAUCCUUUCAAGAGCGAUGAAGAAGACAACGCCGCAGAGGAGGAUAAACUACGGACUGUGAUAAACAGCUCUAAAAACAAUAAAGUGUCGACUAAUCCAUUCGACAGCGAAGAUGAAGAUAUCGAAGAGCCAGAACCGCCAAAACCGGCGAUAAGAAAUAAACCGGAGAAUCGAGGAACGUCUAUGACAAAGCGGGUCCUCGCGGCGCCACAAAUUAAUCUUAAUCCAUUCUGGAGCGACGAGGAAGAGGAACACGGUAGCGACGAGGAAAGACGAGAUAGAACACCAUCUGGAAAUGUGCCUGUACCGAAACCGCGUACCAUCAAGACUACUUCCGAAGUAAAUGUUGUACGGAGAGUCGACUUAGAUCGUGGAGGCUUGUACGCGUCUAAUAGUUCCUUAACCAGCUCUGAAUCAACUACAACUCCCGGUGGAACGUACAGGAAGAAAAAACCUGCGCCGCAGCCACCGGUCGUGAAAGAAUUGUUUCCAGCUAAUCAGCACGAAUCGCCUAUACUCAAAUCGCAUAAUAGCACAUUACCCUCGUAUCACGAUUCAUCACCUCGCACAACGCCACGAGCUCGAAAAACCAAGCCGGCUCCUCCACCGCCAAUGCCAACCAGCACACCUUGUAACAUAUCGAUUGGCAAAGCAUUAAGUUUAGAUGAGUCUCCUAUAAUCAAGCUUCGUGAUGAUGAUCGUAACUUGAAUAUGUGGGAAGAUCAAAAGACAAACAAAGACGAGGCGAAUCGAAACAGACAGAGUUUGAGCAGUAUCUCAUGCACCGAUUCCUCCUAUAUGUCCUCUUACACUGAUAAAAGCGUGCAAGGAAAGUGGAAGAGGAAAAAGGGUCCCGCCCCACCGCGACCAAUUCCGCAUAGGAGAAAGAUUAAAGUAAUAUCUAUGAAAGACGUGAAAUUAGAAUUAGAUGAAAUAGAAUUACAACAGCAAGGCUUAGAAAGACAAGGCGUGCGAUUGGAACAGUUGAUACGAGAUAAAUGCGAAUCCGGACCUAGAACAGACGAUUCGUCACUCGGUACAGAUGUGGAGGAAUUGGUUUUAGAAUUGUUCGCAUUAGUAAACGAAAAGAAUGAGUUGUUCAGGAGACAGGCCGAAUUGAUGUUACUACGGAGGCAACAAAGAUUAGAGGAGGAACAUGUUGAAGUAGAAUAUCAAAUACGAUGUCUCAUGUGCCAACCAGAAGCUACUAAAACGGACUUCGACAAACAGAGGGAAGAAGCAUUGAUACAAAGGUUAGUAGAAAUCGUAGAGAGAAGAAACGAAAUUGUCGAAUGUUUAGAGAUGGAUCGUCGAAGAGAGGUAGAAGAGGAUAAAAGCAUAAAUAAACAUAUGGGUUUAUUCGCUGCGAGGAAUAAGAACGAACUGGCAAGCAAAGGCAACGAUUUUUCUAAUGCAGGGAAAACAAAAAAAGGAAAAAUAAAGGAGAAAGUAAAAGAAAAGAAGUUGAAAAAGACCACAAAAAAAGAUGCCGACAAGGAUGUGGACGAGACUGAGGUGAAACUCAAACGCCAUGGCAAAAGAAAAUGGUUUUGAGUUGCGAUAGUGUUAACAGUUAACGAUUACGAUAUAGAUGUAGAAAAUAUUUC